Messenger RNA from Phycomyces blakesleeanus NRRL 1555(-), 3120 nucleotides. RefSeq lists its product as hypothetical. The transcript has 4 exons. Bases 1 to 3120 code for a protein of 1039 amino acids. The record is from RefSeq and is a predicted model, not a curated record. Lineage: Eukaryota; Fungi; Mucoromycota; Mucoromycetes; Mucorales; Phycomycetaceae. Gene Ontology annotation, molecular function: catalytic activity.
AUGCAGGGAAUGUCACCCAAUCUCGCCUCAUUUCUGAGGAACAUGCAGGCCCAAUUCAUGUCACUACAACAACGUACCAAUGAACUUGAAUCUCUUGCCGCAACUAAUGCUAGAUUAACUGCUCAAUUAGUUAAUGCGGAAAAGCUAAUUGCUGAUCUCAGAUCUCAAUUAGCAUCUCAGGGCAAUUGCCAAAUUACAACAAAUGCAUCAACAUCAUCUGCACCAACCACACCCAAGGAGCCUGGCACUGAGGCUUCUACAUGGGCUACAGCUGCUGCUGCUGCUCACAACUCUGUUGUUGUUCCUACUGCUCUUUCUGUUCGCAAGACUCUAAGACCUCCUUCUGUUCGCCGGGUUGCUGCUUCUGCUAGAAUGUUUGCCAUUCCCACUGGUCCCAAAGGAUAUCAAUAUGUGUAUAUCCCACGUUCACGUCGUCUCACACAUAGAGAAGUGCGCAACUCUUUGAAAACACUUGGUGUUGAUACUGGCCGCAUCUUGGAUAUCAAUUUUCCUGCCAAGGAUGUAGUUGGCAUCCUAGUUUACAACCAGUAUGCUGAGAAAUUCCAGACCACUCUGACCACAGUUGCCAUUGAGAUCUUAGACACGUUUGACCCUUUGGAUCCCAAAAACAUUGCAGAUCCCAAAUAUAAGUCUCUUUGUGAUUCAGAGCUAGAAGAAGUUGCUGCUGAACUUCAUUCUGAUCGUUGUCUGAAGGCUCUCAAGUAUCUUCGUCCUCAUGUUGCUGUUCCUGUUGGUCAUUGCUUUUGUGAUCAAGGCUGGAUCUCUAAGGAAGAUAUUCCUGUUCAUUCUGUUUCUGGUCCUGGUGCUGGACUAUGGAAUGCUAAUGGUCUGCAGCCUCGUGCAAUUUAUGAUGUUCUUCAAUACUGUCACUCUCUACAUAUGCUUUUUAUCACUGAAACAUGGCUUCUCCCCCCAUCUCGUCUCCCCACUUCUUGGUCCCAGAUUCAUCUUUAUGGUUUACCUGUAGCUGGCAACUACAGAGGUUCUAUGGGUGUUUCUGUUCUUAUUUCUCCAUCCUGUCCUUAUCCUGUCACUCAGAUUCCUAUGUCAUCUAAUUAUGCUUUGGCCAUCAAGAUUGGUUCCCUCAGAAUUGUAUGCCUGUACUUACCACUCUCUAUGUCCAACCAUGAUGCUCUUGCAGUUCUCUCAUCCAUUCCUUUGACCAAUGACACUAUUAUAUGUGGCGAUUUUAAUUCACGUUUGGGUUCACUUACUGGUGACUAUGCUACUAACACUCUAGGUCUUGCUCUUUGUCAAUGGUUAGAAGAACGUGCUCUUACUGUUGUCAAUGGCCAGCUCUCACCAUGCAUACCUACAUUCAUUUCAUUCUGCCAAAAUGUGGAGAUAAGCAGUAUCAUUGAUCUGUUUAUCACUAAUAUGUCCCUCACCAAUGCCACUCUCAACAUUCAUACCGACCUCUCACUCAACUCUGACCACCGUCUGCUUUCACUUUCAUUUACAUAUGCCAUCAAUCCAACAUCACAUGCACCACCACCAUCUCGCAAAACAUGGAACCUCUCACGACUUCAAGAACCUGAUGUUCUCAAACUAUAUGCCCACACAUUUGUCACUAAUUCCACCAACCUCAAAUCCACUUUGCAAUCGACCUUCGAACACCCUCCUUCCUCACGUCCACCAAUUGAUGCACUAACUGAUGAAUUCAACUCACUCAUUUAUAAUUCUUUAAGUAGCUCAAUUGGCAACCGUCCUCCCCGUCCUUCCCACUGGAAAAAAGUCUGGAAUUCAGUACUUCAAGCAGCUGCAGAGCACCGCAAUUUCUGCUACAAGAAAUGGCACUGUGCAUGUGGUAUAGACAGAAUUCAUUGGUGGGAUAAGCAUCUCAAAGCGCAGGCAGAAUUCCGACAUCAAGUGCAAUCAUCUAAGCGCCAAUCAUGGCAUGCUUUCUGCAAAUCAAUGGAACAAGACUUUUCCAAAGCAAUAUCAAAGAUCAAGCAACUCAAACGCCAACGGCAGCCUCAGCACAUGUUUCAACAUAGUGAUGGACCAGCAACAGCAGCAACAAUUAUGUGUGAGCAUCUUGCAUCUGUAUACAGUGGCAGUAUCCUCCCAGAUCAGCGUCCUCCUCCUCCUCUUCACAGUACUAGUCUGUCUUUUGCCUCUGCCAGCUCGCCAUUUGUUUCUUCAGUGGUAGAGGGAUGCAUGCAAUUUAUGCCUAACUGCAAGGCACCAGGCCCAGAUCACAUCAGAGCAGAAAUGUUGAAAGUAAUUCGACCACAAAUUGCUCCACUACUCUCACUCUUGUUCACCAUCUGCACCUUUGGACCGUCUGUUGUCACUCAUCGUCGUUCUGGAGCAUUGGCUGCUAUGGCAACUCUUACUGCUGUUGGUGCAUGUAGAUCUGGUUUCAGUUUGCUCUUAAGUUCACAUCUGUUCAAAACCUUUAUACAACCAAAAUUCGAGUAUGGUCUUGCAAUCACAUGUCUUUUGCAAAAAGAUGUUUUACUUCUAGAGAAAAUUCAAGAUAAAUGCUUGCAAAUGAUUGUUGGUGGCCAUGCAACUUCAUCUACUGCGGUCUUGAAACAUAUCUGCAACCUGCCCACAUCAACACUAUCCACUCUUCACUCAAACCCUCUUUUUGCCAGCAUUCCUCCUGAUCUUAAUUGCUCCAGCCACAUAAAACUAUCCAAGCACUUUGAGUCUUUUAGACAAGAAAAGUUUGCUCACUUUCGUCUCACCAACACUAAGAUUCUCAUCCAAGCUUGCCACCCUCUUCUUGAAGUUGAUCCUGUAUUGUUUCUUCCUGCUACACGCAUAGAACGUGGCAGUCUAGUACGUUGGAGAAUGGGCUGGUUGCCUGGUAAGCCAAAGGAGUGUGCAUGUGGCUUUGAUCAUACUUCAAGACGCCAUUUCCAAUUCUGCAUCACAAUCCCAUCUCAGCUGUUCUCUCAACUUUCAGCACCACCCACAGAUGAAGACAACAUCAUUGACUUUGCUAUAUCAGCACUACCAAUCUCGUCUACACAUCCAAGCCCUCUAUAUUGGAAAGCUCUUCUUACAAUACUAUGGCAUAUUGACAUGCUAUGCAAUCCUAAUGGCAACUACACACAUGAAACCGAUCAUGGUUCUCUCUGGCACUAG